Nerophis lumbriciformis (worm pipefish) is the source of this 1479-nucleotide messenger RNA. Lineage: Eukaryota; Metazoa; Chordata; Actinopteri; Syngnathiformes; Syngnathidae. The record is from RefSeq and is a predicted model, not a curated record.
AUGAGCGCCGAAGCAAAUACCAGCCCGCAAUCCAGUGUCGAAGAACUCAUUCAAGUGCGCCGGGACAAACUUGAUGCCCUCCGUGAGCUCGGCAUCAACCCCUAUGGCGAACGUUUUCAAACAACGACCACCCCGGGUGAACUCAAAGCUGAUUUUUCAGAUGAUCAACCCGUCACCAUUGGCGGACGACUCCUUGCGAUCCGUGAUAUGGGGAAAUCCGUCUUUGCCACCAUCGGAGACGUGAAUGGUCGUAUUCAGAUCUACCUCAAUCAAAAAGGCCUCCCUGAAGACCAGUGGGCAGCUUGGGAACUCCUCGACAUGGGCGACUGGGUCGGAAUCGAAGGAACCACCUUCACCACAGGAAAAGGUGAACCCUCAGUCAAAAUAGAAAAGCUCACCGUCCUCUCCAAAGCCCUCCGACCAAUGCCUGACAAAUGGCAUGGCCUCUCGAACCGCGAAACAAAGUAUCGCAAACGCCACCUUGACCUCAUGUCCAAUCAAGAAAGCGCAGAUCUUUUUGUGCUUCGCUCUAAAAUCCUUGCCGAGACCCGACAGUUUUUCCACCAACGUGGCUACAUCGAAGUUGAAACACCCAUGUUACACGAUGUCGCCGGAGGUGCAGCCGCCCGCCCCUUUGAGACGCACCACAACGCCCUCAAUAUGCCCCUCACCCUCCGCAUUGCUCCAGAACUCUACUUAAAAAGAUUGCUGGUCGGCGGCAUGCCCAAGGUCUUUGAACUCAAUCGCAACUUCCGCAAUGAAGGGAUUUCCCGCCGACAUAAUCCUGAAUUCACCAUGCUCGAGGCCUAUCAAGCCUUUGGCGACUUUGAGCAAAUGUCCGAGCUCGUUGAGGAACUUGUCUGUCACCUCGCCGAGACAUUUUUUGGCACCCUACAGAUUGAACACAAGGAUGAAGAAGGAAAUCUCAUCCGAACCCUCGACCUCUCGCGCCCAUGGAAACGAGCUCCUUACAAAGACCUCAUCAAAGAAAAAGCCGGCAACGAUUGGUUCGAUCUCACCCCAGAGCAACGCCGCGCGAAAUGCGAAGAACUCGGCGUGCAAAUUUCACCCGAAAUGGAAGACUAUGAAGUCAGUCAGCAGGUUUUUGAAAAACUAGUGGAAGAGCACACCUUCGACCCCUGCUUUGUCACUCACGUUGAUUCAAAACUCAUUCCACUCGCCAAGGAAAAUACAGCCGAUCCUUCCGUCAUCGAUGUUUACGAGCUCAUCAUCAAUGGACAGGAAAUCUCCCCGGGCUACUCCGAGCUGAACGACCCCAUUGUCCAACGCCGGCGCUUCGAAGAGCAGUCAGGCGGAGAGACUCAAGAAAUCGACACAGACUUCGUCGAAGCUCUCGAACACGGCAUGCCUCCGGCGGGUGGCAUUGGUAUUGGAAUCGAUCGCCUAAUCAUGCUCUUGACUGGCGCCCCCACCAUCCGUGACGUUGUCCUCUUCCCUCAGCUCAAGCGCAAAGACUAA